AUGGCUGAUCGUCCAGUGAGGACUUUCCAGAUGUACCUUAGUCUUCAGGACUUCAACCCCCAGCAACCACCCCUCCCAACUUCCAAAGGACCCAAACUCCCGUCGGCCCCUCUCGCGGGAGCAAACGAGGGAAUUCCAAGAGAUGAAAAGAAGCCACCUCAAUUACCUAGAUACCCCAACGCACACCAAGCACAGCUCGACUACGGAACACAGUCAAGGCCCUCGUCGCUUCUGGUCUCGAUAUUUGAACCUCAGGGCCGUCUCUCGCGCUGCCACACUGGUCUUACGCUGUACGACGUUGGGGGCCCGCCGCAACUGCGCGCCGAUCCUCUUGUCCCGCAGGCCGGACCACGCACCAUCAAUCGGAAUCCUGCGGCAGCGGCAGGAGAAGCAGGAGGGGAAGGAACAUCAGACGAUCGAGCUGCAAGAGGACCCUUUUUUCCGGUCUUUAGAAACGCUGCACAUGCAGCCACAGAACGUGUGCCAGCUUCCCACAUUCCCACACGCUAUGGAUACACUACCUACACCAACCCACCCUUGCGAAACGGAGGGGAAAGCGGCACCAAAAGGAUUGCUAUUUGUCCUCCAACUCGAAUACAUCCAGGUCCCAUGGAUAAAGAUACUGAUCCGGUUUGAAAGCUUUGAUGGCGUUGAUUGUACGCUUGGGCUUGGAAUACAUCAUGAUACACAGAGACUCAACAAGAUACCAGAGGAUACGGAUACCAGGUGAGGCUGGUCCCUGUCCUGGUCCUUGUCGUCACCGCUCCUCUGGGCCUGUCAUCCACGCUGUCUGUUUGCUGUGCGGCUCUUGGUUUUUUUUUUCUUCCCCUGUCUCUUACCGUCAUCUUACGGAUACAAGUUACACUGUCUGCUCUUGGUGCUUUAACCAGAACAAUUUUCCCGGCCCGCCUCCAUCCCCGG
Molecule: messenger RNA, 921 nt
Organism: Colletotrichum phormii
Lineage: Eukaryota; Fungi; Ascomycota; Sordariomycetes; Glomerellales; Glomerellaceae
Exons: 4
Coding region: 1-636 (211 amino acids)
Source: RefSeq, a predicted model, not a curated record